AUGGAGUCAACUCCUUUAGCAACGUUCUUUUCGACAGGACUAGUUCGAAAUCAGGUGUUGCUAGCCACUGCGUUAGUCAAGGCCGCGUCGAAAACGGGAGAACAUUAUAUAAUUCGAGCGUUGUUAGAUCAGGGGUCACAGACGUCAUUCGUAACUGAAGCGACAGUCCAAUAUCUGGGACUAAAGAAAAUUCCUAUAAGGGAACAAGUUUCAGUUUUAGGGGGUAAUAGUAAUGUGUCACCAAAAGCAAUGGUCUUUAUUCAACUUAAGUCAAUGAUUGAUCCAAAUUAUAAUAUCACUGUAAAGGCUUAUGUUUUGAAAACAAUCACUAGUUUUCUUCCAGCCAAGAGAAUAACUGCAUUGGAAUGGCUUGAAGCUCUUGAAAUAGAAUUAGCAGAUCCGAAUUAUCGCACUCCAAACAAAAUAGACGUUUUGUUAGGUGCGGAGGAAAAUCAUACGGAGUUUAAUACUUUUCAUUGUCGAACUGACGACAACGACACGCUAAAACAAUUUUGGGAACUCGAAUCUGACCUGGAACUAACAAAGCAACAAAGAAUGACACAUGAAGAACAAGUUUGCGAAGAACUAUUUGCUCGUACUACUGAAAGAGAUGAAGACGGUAGAUAUAUAGUUCGCUUACCUUUCAGGACGGAAAACCCAGAUUGCAUGUUCAGUUCUUCUAAGGAAGUAGCUGAA
Brenthis ino (lesser marbled fritillary) is the source of this 696-nucleotide messenger RNA. Lineage: Eukaryota; Metazoa; Arthropoda; Insecta; Lepidoptera; Nymphalidae. The record is from the annotation of a GenBank genome assembly.